This is a messenger RNA of Oncorhynchus keta (chum salmon), 3145 nucleotides long. RefSeq names its product C-type lectin domain family 18 member A-like. The transcript has 18 exons. The coding region runs from base 124 to 2211 and encodes 695 amino acids. The record is from RefSeq and is a predicted model, not a curated record. NCBI's taxonomy places the organism in Eukaryota, Metazoa, Chordata, Actinopteri, Salmoniformes, Salmonidae.
UUGUGGGAAGGGGAGAGAGAGAGUGAGUGGGAGUGAAAGAGAGGGAGAGAAGAGGAGGGUAAAAGAGGGAGCCACUUGUCCACGAGGAGUUUAGAGUACUUGGCACGAUUUACCUCAGUAGUAAUGGGGUCUCUAACUGGUCCCUCGUGUCUGCUUCUGUUUUUCAUGGUGACCCUCCAGACCCUGAACAGCACCCACGCGAAUAGGAUAAUCACGGAGAAACCGGGCCGCGUUGAUUCAUCUGAGAGCGGGCUUGGGUUGAAGGAGCAUUUUCUGAUUGUUACACAGCACAAUAGGCUGCGCAGCUGGGUCACCCCCAUGGCCGCUAACAUGCAAAAAAUGGACUGGAGUGAAAAGCUGGUCAAACUUGCCCAGGAGAGGGCAAAGUCCUGCCACACAAAUCCCGCUCCUCAGGACCAACCGCUACGCCACAUUGGCUGGAACACCCAUCAUUCAGCUCAUGCUACCAGCUCAUUUGCUGAGGUCAUUGACUCAUGGUUCGAGGAAGGGCGGGAUUACAUGUACCUAAGUGGGCAAUGCAGAGAGAAUGCUACCUGCCAACACUACACACAGUUGGUGUGGGCCACCUCCAGUAAUGUGGGCUGUGCCAGACAGUUGUGUCUGAGGGGUGAUGCUCUCUGGGAACUGUUUGUCUGUGCAUACUCCCCUGGGGGUAACUGGGAGGUGAAUGGAAGGUUGGUGGUGCCCUAUGUGGCUGGUUUCUCCUGUUCUCUCUGCACCUCUUCCAUGUCAGGCUGCUUCAGACUGUGGGACCAUGUGGGAGGACUGUGUGAGACCCCCAGGAACCCAUGUCGUAUGAGCUGUGGGCAGCAUGGUCGUCUGAACAUCUCCUCCUGCCAGUGUCAUUGUGGGCCUAGAGUCACCGGACGAUUUUGUCAGGUGCGCUGCAGUGUGAAGUGUGUGCACGGCCGCUACAAGGAAGAGGAGUGCUCCUGCAAGUGUGAUGUUGGUUAUGGAGGUGCUGAGUGUGCAGAGAAGCAGCAGUUUCCCUUCCACAGCUGUGACGUGAGGAUAGAUGGAGAGUGCUUCAUGGUGUCUCCAGAGGUCGACACCUACUAUGGAGCCAAGACCCGCUGUCAGGAGCGAGGGGGGAUUCUGGCCCAGAUCCACAACCAGAAAGUUCAGGACAUCCUCGCAUUUUACCUCAGCCAGCUGGAGACCAGCAACGAGGUCACAGACCCUGACUUUGAGACACGCAACUUCUGGAUCGGGCUGACAUAUAAACCUCUAAAGGACUCUUUCCGCUGGGACUCAGGAGAAAUCCCCACAUACAACAGCUUCGCCUUUGGACAGCCUGACAACCAGGGCUUUGGGAACUGUGUGGAGCUGCAGGCUUCCAACGCCUUCAACUGGAACGACCAGCGCUGUAAAACACGCAACCGAUACAUCUGCCAGUACGACAUUAGCAUGAGUGGAGAGCUGAAGUCCAGCCGUUCCAGGACCAGCAGCAAGAGACCCAGCAGCAAUCCAUAUGGAAGAAUGUAUCUUCUUCAGGAUUACUCUGUCAUUGGCCAGCUUCUCCAUGGACUCCUGGCAGGGGAGGUUGAAGUUUGUCUUCACAAUGAGCACGGCCUUGAUGGUAGGAACAGUGAACCUAUUUCUUGCUGCUGUCCAGAGAUCAUUCAUUUGGGAGAACAUUCUCUCGACUGGUGCAUUACUUCCAGAUCUGACUAUGACCUGGACUAUGAGUGCUAUCAGGAGGACCUCUAUGACAGGAUGUAUGACUACCAGCGCGUGCCAGCUUCCCUACCUCCCCUGUCCCAGGGACCUAGCCUGGCCAAACGACCCCGCUCCUCCUCCACUUCCUCUGGGCACAGACGUAGCCGAGACAGGCCCCCCUCCAAGAGCUCCAGAGCCCACUCCACCAGCUCCAACAGGGCCAAGUUGCGGAUGGAGGAGCUGCAGGUCAUUAAGAGGGAGCUGACCCUGAUAAAGACACAGAUUGACGGGCUGCUCGACAACCUGGACAGGAUGGACACACAGAGGCGGGACCACACAGGGUCUCCCGUGAGGGAGGGCAGUUUGGCCGGGUCACCGUACCCCCCCUCCGCCAGCAGCGGUGACCGCUCCCCCUCCCCCUUAUCCCCCCCACGCCACUGCAUCCAGAGAGAGAGCCCCGAACUGGGGGAGGCCAGCGACGAUGAUCACACGAUGAAUAACCACAGCUCUGACCCUGAGGAUGAGAUGUGAGGAUGGAAACAGAGAAGAAACGGAGGAGUGCCAGACAUAGAGGAAGAGAACAUCUGUCUUGUCAAGAAGUUACCAUGCCAACAACUGAUUCAGAGGCCCCACUCCUGUCGAACCAACCGGUUACAUUGUAUUCUAUAUCCACAUAUACAUCAACAGCACACAUACACAGACACACUGUAAUUACAGUUGAUCAGAAAUCAAGUAUCUCCCUUGGAUAUUCACCACUGAGAUCAGCUUAGAUUACACACACAUUUUAUCUGUAGAGUGUAAUUCUUAACCAGAACAGGAAAGUGAAAUAAUAUCUAUAUUCAUAAUUUUCUUAUGUUCUUUUUAGUCCGUCUUCAUAUUUUCCAGAAAAACAUUCUGAUUACCAGUUUAUAUAAAUUUGACAUGCAUAUUGAGAGAGUGAGGGGAUUUGAAAUUAGCAUACUAUAGAUGUCGCAAUCAUAGUUUUUCGGUGACUUGAGUUACUUUGUUUUAUGUAUAUCAUAUCACUGCCAGAGCAUGAGUCCAUCAGUUGAUACCCCCCCCUUAUGUCUGUGUAAUGUUAUCUCCCUGCUGUAUUACUACCUGUCUGUAUUAGGUAUGAGGAGACAGUAGCCCAUCUCUUCCUCUAUGUACCUGGCGCUAUGAGCUGAGGAGAGGCCCCGGCCCGGUCCAUGUGUAAUAUUGUGUAUUACUGUAAAACUUUACUGUAUUAGGUCAGCUGUACGAUUUUAAUCCAGCAUUUUAUUUUAGUUUUUUUUUAUUUGUUUGUGUUUUUUAAAGCGAGAAGAAAACAACAAUGAUAAUUGUUUAUUAUAAUUCCAGUGGUGUUAGAUGUUUUGUUAGUUAUGUUUGCAUUCAUGAAGAAGCCAAGUGGAAACACUACUCACACUGUCACAGUAGUAAAGGUAUUUUCAUAUUGAUUAAAAACACCUCUGGGAGGAGUGUU